CCCCGCACUUACGGUCGGCAGCGGCGCGGGGCCCGCCCGCUGAGGGGCCGGGGACGGCAGUGCCCGCGCCCCGCCGGCCCCACGCCCAGGCCGCGCCCCUCGCCGCCACAUUGCCCAUCCCCGCUGCCGCCCGGACCGCGCCGCACCGGACCGGCUCCGGCCCGCCCCGGCCCUUCCGCCGCCGAGCCAUCACUUCCUCCGCCCCGGCGCUCUGAGGCGGGGCUGCUUCAGCGCCGGCGAUGGCCCCGGCAUCACCUGCGGGAUCGGCCCCGGGAUCUCCCCGGCUCCCGCCGUCCCGGAGUCCCGGUCCCGCCGCGCGCCGCCCGGCCGCCACAGGGCGGGUGCAGGUGGACCGGGCCUUCCCCCGCUCGCCGCGGGGCGCGCUGAAGAUCUCCCGCACGCUGGUGGCGCUGGCCGCCUUCAUCUGCUUUGCGGCCUCGGGCGCGCACGGGGCCUACACGGCGCUGGCCGGCAUGGAGACGGUGAUCACCUUCCUGUUCCUGCUGCUCUACCUGCUGAGGCUCGACGCGCGGUUGCGGUUCCUCUUCUGGCCGCUGGCUGAUAUUUUCAACUCGGUGAUUGCAGCGUUGUUCCUCCUCGUUGUGGCCUUGUUUGCAAUAAUAAUCAAGACCAACAAGGGAACAUUGGUUGGAGGAGUGUUGGGUCUUAUAUUGCUUGUUCUCUGCAUUGUCGACGCAGUUCUUCUUUGCAAGAAGAUUAGCCUUGAUAGAGGAAGAGGAAGGAGUGCUCCUGCCAAAUAAGAAUGACAUGUUAGUGAAAGAAUGAGUUCUCCAUUCUGUUUUCCCACUCUCUUUUAAAGAGUUUGUGUUUUCAUGUGCUCACUUUUGAAUUUCCUGUGCACUGAUGUUUCUGCAAGUAUCAUUCAUAAGGUUUUGUACUUUUCCAAAUGCAGUUUCAGCAUUGCAAUUUCACCAGUUAAAGCUUCGGGAAAAUUGUCGUGUUUUUCUAAACUUAAUUAUGUUUUUACCUGUAUGAAAAUUAUUUUCAUGGUUGUCUUCUUUCUCUAAUAAAAAGAAAAUACAAA
Molecule: messenger RNA, 1045 nt
Organism: Camarhynchus parvulus
Lineage: Eukaryota; Metazoa; Chordata; Aves; Passeriformes; Thraupidae
Product: chemokine-like factor
Exons: 4
Coding region: 240-761 (173 amino acids)
Cellular component (GO): membrane
Source: RefSeq, a predicted model, not a curated record